AUGCUCAAUAUUUCUUAAAGGAGGUUGAAAAUUCAAGAAGUUUAUUAAAUUCUAACAGAAUUAAGAAUAGAUUUUCAUCUCUCGCUUCCAAAUUAGCCUUAAUCAGGUUCAUAUUUUCUAAUUAGACCAGAAAAAGAAAGAGGAUGGAAGAAAGAUGGGUAUUUAUAUGUUCCUCGUCAUAAUGGAAUUGGAACUAGAGAGGAUGUUGAAAAACUUAAAAUAAAUGGAAUUCUGGUAAGAUAUUUAAGUUAAAGAUUUAGAUGAUUAUUUGUUUAUAUUCUUAAACUAUUAAGAAGGAUGGUCAAUAAUUAAAUAGAAGAAUAUAUAAGUUAUUAGAAUAAUCACAAAAUAUUUAUUUAGUACACUAUUUAAAUUCUUAAUAUUUGGAAAAUGUAGAGUAAAACGAAGUUUAAAAAUAAACCAAACCUUUAAUUAUUAUUCCCAUAAGUAAUGAAUUUUAAUGUGACUCUUGGUUUCUAUGUGAUUUUCAAGAUUAAUAAUAAGAUCUAGAAUUGAAAUAAAGUAUUUGUGAUUAUUAAUUAGAAAUAUCAAUUUUAGAAAAAAGAAUUCAAUAUUUAGAAUAAGAGAGAAAUACUGGAGCUUCCAGUUCAACUCAUAAAGAAAGCUCAGAUGAUUUUAAUUCUAGUUUUAAAGAAGCAUUAUCUGUGAAAAUAGUGGAUUUUUCACCUGAAUGGGACUAUACAGAGGGGGGCAUGAAAAUGAUGUUAUGUUUCUAACCAAUAAAAGAGAUUUAUUAAUGCCAAAUUUUAUUUGGAAAUGUUCCUGUUCCAGCAAAUUGUGUACAGCCUGGAGUGCUAAAAUGUCUUGUUCCUCCUAAUGUUCCUGGGAAAGUAGAGUUAAAAAUUAUUAGCAAUACAAUUUUAAUAGAUGAACAAAAUGAUAAUAAUUAUUUUACUUAUAAACAGAAAAGAAAAACAAAAAAAGAUAAAUAAUAAAAAGAAAAAAUCAUUGAAUAGGAUAAGAUUGAUAGUUCAGAAUUUAAAGUAAGAGUAAUUGAAAAACUUGCAUCUUUCCAAGCCUAUUUCAAUAAUGUAUUAAAUAUAUAAGUUACAAAUAUGGAACAAGAAAAUAUUGAAUCCUUAGAAUAAAUUGAUGAUUAUAGAGUCACUCAACUAAUUUAAUAAAUAAUCAUAUUAGGAAUAAAUUAUCAAGAAACAGUUAGAUAGUUUUUAAAUGAAUAAGAUACUUAUGGAUUUUCUUUAAUACAUUAUUUAACAUUGUUAGGAUCUGCUUAAGCCAUUAAAUUGAUUCUUAAAAAUGGAGCCAAUAUAAAUUAAUCUGGAUGUGAUGGAUUAACGGCUUUAUAAAUUGCCAUCAUUUUAUAGUAAGAAGAAAUAGUGAAUUUAUUAAAUAUAAUUGGGAGCUAUUGAUGAUU
Molecule: messenger RNA, 1396 nt
Organism: Paramecium sonneborni
Lineage: Eukaryota; Ciliophora; Oligohymenophorea; Peniculida; Parameciidae
Source: the annotation of a GenBank genome assembly